Nymphaea colorata (pocket water lily) is the source of this 2567-nucleotide messenger RNA. Its product is annotated as zeaxanthin epoxidase, chloroplastic. Gene Ontology annotation, cellular component: membrane; chloroplast. Bases 248 to 2242 code for a protein of 664 amino acids. Gene Ontology annotation, biological process: abscisic acid biosynthetic process. Lineage: Eukaryota; Viridiplantae; Streptophyta; Magnoliopsida; Nymphaeales; Nymphaeaceae. The record is from RefSeq and is a predicted model, not a curated record. Gene Ontology annotation, molecular function: FAD binding; zeaxanthin epoxidase activity; protein binding. The transcript has 16 exons.
UAGUCCACUUAAGCACCGAAAGCCAUCCUGCCUCUCCGCUGCUUUCCCAGUUCCCUUGCCAGACGGCGAGCUAGGGAGAGAGUGAGGUCGGGAGAGAGAACCAGCAAAUCUUUGAGCGUGAAUUAUGAUUGUGUUGACUUUCAUUUGAUUCCUUGGUUCUGGUUUUGCGUUAGUUUUUUGUCGAACCAAUCUGGGACUAGUCUUUCUCCUGCUUGGUUUUUGAGUCUCCAUCUGGAAGGUGUCUCUCAUGGCAGCACAGUCUCUGUAUCUCGCCCCUCUUCUUCCUUCUGUGCCGCCCUCUGACUCUUUCUCUGCCAGAAGCCAAUUGUUCUUCACCAACAAGCCCGGAAAGUCGGACCGUCUCGCCGGGAGGCGGAAAUGUGUGCAUGCUUCCUCUUCUUCUUUGUCUUCUGCUCCGGUUGUAGAUCGUCCGCCACUUGAAUCAGCUCGAGAUGGGCAUCGCGCUAACCAGACCCUUCCAAAGCUCCGGGUCCUCGUUGCUGGCGGUGGCAUCGGCGGCCUCGUCUUCGCUCUCGCCGCUAAACGAAAGGGAUUCGAUGUCGUAGUGUUCGAGCGGGACUUGAGCGCGGUGAGGGGGGAGGGCAAGUAUAGAGGGCCGAUCCAGAUACAGAGCAAUGCCCUAGCGGCACUGGAGGCCAUCGAUCCCGACGUGGCCGACGAGAUCAUGAGGGAAGCGUGCGUUACGGGUGACCGGAUCAAUGGCUUGGUUGAUGGGAUCUCCGGCGAGUGGUACAUCAAGUUCGAUACCUUCACUCCGGCGGCAGAGCGCGGGCUUCCGGUAACACGGGUCAUAAGCAGAAUGACUCUGCAGGAGAUCCUGGCUCGCGCAGUGGGCGAUGACUUAAUCAUGAACGCGAGUAACGUUGUUGAUUUUGUGGAUGAUGGGAAGAAGGUGGCAGUAAUACUGGAGAAUGGUGAUCGUUAUGAAGGGGAUCUUUUAGUUGGCGCUGAUGGUAUCUGGUCUCAGGUGCGUAAGAUCUUGUUUGGACACCAAGAUGCUAUGUACUCUGGCUACACGUGCUAUACUGGCAUUGCAGAUUUUGUGCCUCCUGAUAUUGAGUCUGUGGGAUACCGUGUAUUUUUGGGUCACAAACAGUAUUUUGUUUCCUCAGAUGUGGGUGCUGGAAAGAUGCAAUGGUAUGCAUUUCACAAGGAACCAGCUGGUGGCACUGACACUUCCAAUGGUAAGAAAAAGAGGCUGCUAGAGAUUUUUGGGAAUUGGUGUGACAAAGUUGUGGACUUGAUCCUUGCAACAGAUGAGGAGGAGAUACUCCGCCGUGACAUAUAUGAUAGGGUUCCAGUUCUUAAUUGGAGUAAGGGUCGUGUGGCUUUGCUUGGUGAUUCUAUUCAUGCUAUGCAGCCAAAUCUGGGUCAGGGAGGAUGCAUGGCUAUUGAGGAUAGUUUUCAACUUGCAUUAGAACUUGAGAAGGCUCUUAAGCAAAGCUGUGAAACCAACCAGCCAGUUGACAUUGCUUCUUCCUUAAAAAGGUAUGAGGAAGCAAGAAGGGUCCGUGUUGCUAUUAUAUAUGGGAUGGCACGUAUGGCUGCAAAUAUGGCAACUACUUACAAGCCAUACCUGGGAGUGGGGCUUGGACCAUUAUCAUUUUUAACCAACCUGAGAAUACCACAUCCUGGAAGAGUGGGUGGGAGAGUUUUCAUCAAGCUUGCAAUGCCAUUCAUGCUGAGCUGGGUCUUGGGCGGUUAUAGCCCAAAGCUACAAGGGAGGUCACUAAGUUGCAGAAUCUCCGACAAAGCAAGUGAACAUUUGAGGAAGUGGUUUGAAGAUGAUGACGCUUUAGAACGUGCCCUUAAUGGAGAAUGGUACCUUUUACCUUGCGGCGAAGGGGCUAACAUGUCUCCACAACCUAUUCGCCUAAGCAGGGAUGAGCAUAAACCUUGCAUCGUUGGGAAUACUUCACAUUCUGACCAAUCUGUUGCUUCAGUAACAAUAUGUGCUCCACAGGUCUCUGAAAUGCAUGCACGCAUCACAUUCAAAGAGAAUGCCUUCUACCUGACUGAUUUGAGGAGUCAGCAUGGUACAUGGAUCAUUGACGUUGAGGGGAAACGUUAUCGGGUGCCGCCAAAUUCUCCUGUUCGUGUCCGUCCAUCUGAUAGCAUACAAUUUGGUUCUGAUAGGAAGGCGCUCUUCCGUGUGAAAGUAUGGAGGGGCUCGCAGGUGGAGAGGAAAACGGAGGACCAGUUGUUACUGAGCACAGUAUGAGAAUCUCUCUGAAAGAAAGAGAAGCUGGUUUAUUAAACUGUAAGAAAGACCCCCUAGUUCAAGCUUCAAAGCAUUCUAUAUUCAUGCCUUGCCGUACAUAGUAAAGGAAAACUUGAGCAUGGAGGAAACGGAAGAAUUUUUCUGCAAAUGAUUCUUAAGCCCCAUAAUUGGAAAACGUUGGUUAGAAGGAUGCUUGUUUUGCUUCCCUACAACCUGUGGGAGUCUGUAAUGUUUGUACAGUAUUCCAGGCAAUUGUGAGCCUUAAAGAGCUCAUUGUGUCACCACAAGCUAAGUUACAGAAAUUUCAAAGCAUACAUUUUAAUUC